This is a messenger RNA of Emericellopsis cladophorae, 537 nucleotides long. RefSeq lists its product as uncharacterized. Lineage: Eukaryota; Fungi; Ascomycota; Sordariomycetes; Hypocreales; Bionectriaceae. Bases 1 to 537 code for a protein of 178 amino acids. The record is from RefSeq and is a predicted model, not a curated record. The transcript has 2 exons. Gene Ontology annotation, biological process: nuclear-transcribed mRNA catabolic process, RNase MRP-dependent; maturation of 5.8S rRNA from tricistronic rRNA transcript (SSU-rRNA, 5.8S rRNA, LSU-rRNA). Gene Ontology annotation, cellular component: ribonuclease MRP complex. Gene Ontology annotation, molecular function: rRNA primary transcript binding.
AUGAACCAACAUCGCGCAUCACACUGGUGGUCGCGCUUUGCGCUCCUGAGGCGUGCGGUUCGCGCCAUCGUCAAAUCACCGGGGCGGAAGCCCGAGGCCUUACUACCGAGGAUCGUAUGGAUGAAGGAGCAAGUGAUCCCCAAAACCUACCUACCAUUGACGCAAUGUGCUGCGGAUAACCAGCAUGCGCCACUGGGACUUCUGCUGGUGACCAUCCUCGCCCGUAUCAACGCCGCCGUUGCAGCAGCGUUGCCUACUACAGAGGAGGACUUGCGCCCGAUAGCAGGCCAUGCUCCUGAGCAGCCCCCUUCUCAGCCAGCAAUGGCAGGGGCUCAGGAAAAGGGCGAGUUAAUAUCGCGAGAUGCCUUGGACCUGCAUGGGAAGACAACUUUUCGACAAAUGUCAAAAGCCACGUCAUCAGGCUUCAACAAAGUCCAGAAGAUGACCAAGGCGAGGGAAGAGCCAAGAGCCCAGUUGGUCAAGAAGAAGAAGAAGGCGAAAGGAGACGACUUUGCUAGCAUGUUCGAUUCAAUCUGA